Messenger RNA from Odocoileus virginianus texanus, 1907 nucleotides. RefSeq names its product serine-rich adhesin for platelets-like. The record is from RefSeq and is a predicted model, not a curated record. Lineage: Eukaryota; Metazoa; Chordata; Mammalia; Artiodactyla; Cervidae.
AGACUAAAGCUCCGAGGCCUGCCUGGGGACAGAGAGAGGCCACGACUGACAGGGGAAGGGACAGAGAGAUUCAGACCCUGAGGGACAGAGCCGGAGGCCCAGGAGGGACCAAUGGGCUCCCAGGAGGACGUGGUGAUGGUUGGCACAGGAGGAUGAGGCCGCUGGCAGGGUGUUGAGUGCAUCGGGCACCGGCCUUGGCCCACAUCUCCACAUGGCCCAGAGGUCCCAUUCUGGUGAGCAGAGUGCUCAGCCAGGUUCCCUCCCGGCUGCUCCCAGCAGCUCCCAAGGUGAGACCCAAAACCUUUCAUCCAGCACCUUCAGGUCCCGGCUCAGUAACCAAGACUCUCAGUCCUGCCCCCAGACUCGCCGGGUCAGCAUCCAAGAGCCCCUGCCUAUUGUCCACAGUCGCCGGGUCAGUAUCCAAGACUCUCAGCCCAGCACCCCAACUCGUCGGGUCAGCAUCCAAGAGCCCCUGCCUAUUGUCCACAGUCGCCGGGUCAGCAUCCAAGACUCUCAGUCCAGCACCCCGACUCGUCGGGUCAGCAUCCAAGAGCCCCUGCCUAUUGUCCACAGUCGCCGGGUCAGUAUCCAAGACUCUCAGUCCAGCACCCCGAGUCGCCGGGUCAGUAUCCAAGACCCUCUAUCCAUCAACAGUCAGCGACUCAGUAUUGAGGACACGACACCCGUCAUCGGCUCUCACCAGGCCAGCAUACAAGACCCACUAUCCGUCACCUACAGCCGCCAGUUCCACACCCGAGACGCGCCCCCAGUUUUCCAAAGUCGCUUCUUCAGCAACCAAAACCCCCUGCUAACUACUCGCACCCCUCUGACCAACAUAAAAUCAGUGACCUACCACAGCCAACUUAGUGUCCAGAGUCCCCAGUUAAGUCUUCAAAGCUCCACUUCACCAGUGCGGGCCAGAGUCGAUGUCCCCCUUUCAGUUACUCACAGUCCUGAGGCCAGUAUCAAAAGUGUCGAGUCAAUUGUCUGGACAUCCCAGGAGACCAUCAGAGACUCUUCGACCAGCUCCCAAAUCAGCCAGUCCAUCCUGGAAAACAACACUCAGAACUUACCAUCAGCCUCCUUCGAGAACAGUGCUGGCAGGUGUCUGGACAAGUAUAGGCUCAGCCAUUCUCAGCUGCCCAUGGGCUGGUGGCUGCUGCAUGAGGCCAAGAGGAUCAGCCGCCAGCUGAACCUACUGCUGAGCCUGGCCAGCAUAGUCAUCAUCGGCCUCAUCUCUCUGGGCCAGCCCUGGAUCCACUUCCAGGUGCCCCUGGCACUCCCUGGGGACCCUGGCUUCCGGACCAUCUCCAUCGACACCAUCUUGUUCAUCCGCUGCCCGGAUGUGGCCUGCAUGCACGAGUAUGACCAGAAUGCUUACUUGCUGGACCUUACCUGGGCCUUCUUCCUGGUUGCCAGUGUGACCAACUUCAUCCUCUGCAUCAUUCUAAUAAACAUCAUCUUCUCCACCAACUCCAAUGUGCCCUUGCUGGACUUCUCCAAUAUUAUCAUCACUGCCCUCACAGGGACCAGCAUGAUCCUGGGUAUCCUGUUCUACCUGAUGCAGGCCCGGGAAUACCUGCAGGAAGGCAUGACCUACAAACUGGGGUGCAGCUUCUACCUGGCAUGGACCGGAGUCUUCUUCUUUGUGAUGAUUGGUCUCUUUUCCUAUUUGAACUACAUAAAUUUCUGGUCCCUCCUGGCGAACCAGGCCAUCUGGACUUAAGAAGUGGGGGUGUUCCCCGCCUCCUCUGCUCACGCGGCUCCCUGCCGAGCAACCUGCCAGCCCUGCUCUCUAGCCCCCAACCCCCACCAAGAGUCUUGCCCUUUUUUCAGUCCCCUCUGAAAUUCCUCCAACUCAGAUUAAUGAUGUGUAUUUUCAAAUAAUCUGUAUUUCUCACCUAGAA